GAUUGACCUUGAUUUUUGUAGGGCACGCGCGCGUGAUGGUGCAGACCUCCCUUGACUGUCAAGCGCCCCUGGUCCCACCAUCAAGCCGGGGAUGGUUGCGCUGUUGGCUGGCAGAAGCAGGUGCUCAAUUGCGCUUGGCGUUGCCAUUCGCAACAGGUCAGCUUAUCAACUGCGCUGCGACAUUUGUGACACUUCAUGUUGUUGGGGGCGAAGGCACUGGUGCUGUAGCAGCUGUUGGUUUGGCAAUGGCAUUGUACGCUUGCCUUGGGCGAAAUCUGAUCAUGGGUCUUUGUGGUGCUGUGGAUACGAUUUCCUCCCAAGCAGCAGGAGCUGGCCGCCUAGAUUUGCUGGGGCCAAUCUUCCGCCGUUCUUGCCUCUUCCUAUUGCUCCAUCUUGGACCAUUCACCUUGCUUUGUGUUUCGGCGCUUUGGUGGCUUCCUUUGGUCACAGAGCCUUCGAUCGGACAUGUCACGGCCAAGUUUUUGCUUCUUGUCAUCCCUGACCUAGCCGCCCAAUGCAUAUGGCGGCCCAUGAACCGUGUGCUCGCAUCUCAGCGGAUCACUUCCCCAUUCAUGUUUGUGUCACUUCUGGCCCUGGUUUGUCACUAUUUAUUCUGUUUGUCUCUAGUCUCGCGUUUUGGUGCCUUGGGAGCUGCAGUAGCUACCUCCUUGAGUGGCUGGAUGACCUUGUUCUUUGGCACUGCAUCUGUCUGGCUGGUGGGUGCUGGUCCCACCAUUUGGGGUGGGCAAUCCACAGAUGAGGCAAUCAAGCAGGGGGGCGCGGGUUGGCUUGAUUUGUCCAAGUUGGCAUAUCCCUCUGCAGCCAUGAGAAUCUUGGAGUCUUCAGGCUUCUCAGGAAUUGUCACAACCAGCUCACUUUUGCCUUUCCCCAAGAUUGAGGUGGACAUCAUGAGCCUUUCGCUCAAUGUGUAUGGAUGCCUCUUCACGCCGUUCCCCGCGCUGUCGGUGUGUGCUGAUACGCGCGUGGGCAAUGCCAUUGGGAGGGGUGCUGCAAUGGAAGCCCAGCGCGCUAUGCGAGUGGCUGCAGUGCUCUCCAUACCUUCGGCAGCAGCCGUCUCCUUGGUUCUGGUGGUUCCGCAGUGCAGGCAGCUGGUUGACACUGUGCUUCACUUAGACAUGCUGGACGCGCGGGUGAAAGCAGGCCUAGACACCAUUUUUACAAUCUUCGUGUGUGGAUUCUACUACGUUGAUGGUUUCCAGACGGCCCUUUCCGGUGCAAUCCGUGGCACGGGACAACAACAGAGGGGUGCUCGAAUCUGUGUGUUGGCAUACUGGGUCGCAGGCAUUCCAGCUGCACUUGCUCUGGGAUUUGCUGCUGGCCUAAAAAGUACGGGCUUGUGGCUUGGUAUGAUGGUUGGCCCGUUCGUGCAAAUGGUUCUCUACUCGUGGCUGCUGGUAAAGUUGGAUUGGCAUGCUGUAGCUGCAACUUGUGAGGAGCGCUUGCGCCCUAUGGAUGAAGUUGACGACUCUGCCACGGGUGCAUGAAAACUGUUGCAACCCAUUCUGAUUGUCCUUGCUUUGUACAGUGUACAGCCUCCAGGGCCUUUGUGACUGCAACUUAACCAGGCAAUUCGGGGUGCGCUCAAAUCAAAAGCGUUACCGUAGUGUUGCAAUGGCAGCUUGGAGUUGCCGAAGCUAUCCUUCAUGAUAUGUAGGCGAGGUGCCGAUGCUCAGCUGCAAAGUCAGUUAUUGAACGCACUUGUUUUGGAGGCCAAUGACA
Messenger RNA from Durusdinium trenchii, 1740 nucleotides. Lineage: Eukaryota; Dinophyceae; Suessiales; Symbiodiniaceae. The record is from the annotation of a GenBank genome assembly.